AUGUUUCUACACCAAUUUUUACCUAAACUUCAAACUCUUCUCUUAAUCGCUACAUUCUCCCCUUUUGUCUCUUCCCAUCCCGACACUCUUAGUUAUUCGCUGGAAACUUCAAACAACCAUAAUGAAGAGUUCAAACCCCUCUCUUGCGAACAUCUUUGCCCUCUUACCGAAGCUUUCCUUAAAAGACCCUGUGCCAUAGACUCAAAACUUUGGGUGACAGUUUGUCCCAAAACCGCGGAAUUGGAAGGAAUUGAAAAUCCUUUGGAUUUUGACAAGCUAGAGGAUGAGGAAAUUAAUAGAAGAAUGGAUGUUUUAAAGGAGGGAACAGAACAAUUGAUUAAGGAAAAUGAAAAAAUGAUUGAUCAAAGUAUAAAAAUAAAUAACAAAAAUAAAUUAAUUCGGUGGCUAACAGGAGGAGAAACCCCAAAAUUUGAUGAAAAUGGAAUUCAUCGAAAGAAAAAAACAAACAAAAAUCCUAAGAGGUCUUGGAGUCUGUUAAGGUCUAAAAUUGAUGAAAAUAAAGGAGAAUGGGAUGGGCCGAUAUUUAAUUAUAAAAAUAAAAAGAUGCUGCAAUGCAAGGGUUGGCAAAAGUUAAAAAUCCAAUUCGGCUCUUAUUGGAGAUUGGCCAAGGAAGUUUGGGAUGAAUAUAAGAAGAAGCCGUUGGAUCCCCAAGCAGAGGCUUUUUAUUACAAGUUGGUGUUUUUAUUUAAAAAAUUUUCAAAGAAAGUCUCGAACAUUUGGAAUAUUAAUCUCGAUAAUCAAAGGAUUUUUUGGAUGCCAAAAAAUUUUUAA
Meloidogyne enterolobii is the source of this 792-nucleotide messenger RNA. The record is from the annotation of a GenBank genome assembly. NCBI's taxonomy places the organism in Eukaryota, Metazoa, Nematoda, Chromadorea, Rhabditida, Meloidogynidae.